Rotaria socialis is the source of this 1455-nucleotide messenger RNA. Lineage: Eukaryota; Metazoa; Rotifera; Eurotatoria; Philodinida; Philodinidae. The record is from the annotation of a GenBank genome assembly.
AUGGCAUCUGAAAAAGUAACAAUUGAACAAGCGGUUCAAAAAUUAUCGGAAGCAAAUAACAACAGCAAUGGGCGUCUGAAUGCGCUCGAGACAAAACUAGAUGAAAUUCACUUCAAUUUAAUAGAACAGCAUAAAAAUAUGAACAUGGACGUACCAAAUGAAAUGAUGAAUGUACAAGAAAAAAUGAUAAAUCAAAUCGAAACCAUUCAAAAAAGAACAGAAGAAUUGCAAGCCACAACAACGUCCAAAUUAGAAGAAAAACAACAACAGUGGGAGCAAUUAACAAACAAUAUUCGAGAUAUGAGAACAGAAAUGAAAACAAAUUGUGAGGCGCUGGAAACAAAAGCAUUACGAAAAAAUGAUCAAAAUCAACUAAUGGAAGAGAACGUAUCCACGCCUCACACACAACUUAAUUCAUCAGCAAUCAAUGAAUCAUUUGAUAAUGGUGAAUCCGAUCACCACAAUAUAACAGAACAAAGACAACAGGCUGAGAAUAAUGCACGACAAAUGUUAUUAAAUGAACGUCCCGCUCAAACAGCACACACCAUCAUUAUCCCACCAUCAUCAUCAAUACCAACAUUUAGUGGAAGCACCUUGGAAAGUCCUCGUCAAUUCCUCAUUCGAGCCAAAGAAUACGCAGAAACAAUAAAUUAUUGGAAUGACCAAUUGCUUCUCAACGGCAUCUCACAAUUUCUUCAAGGUACGGCCCUUGAGUGGUACUGCCAACUACGUGUCUCAAAUCGACGUCCACAAACUUGGAUCGAAUUCAAGGUAAUUUUUCUCAAUCAAUGUAACUCACCAAUCCGACGUGCACGACAAGAACAACAAUGGAAAGACUGUAAACAAGAAGAAGAGGAAACAAUUAAUGAAUUCAUCGUUCGACUUCGUACCCUCUGGCAAGAACAAAAGCCGAAUGAAACAGAAAAUGAUCUCAUUCGACACCUGAUGUGUAAGAUGAGAAACAAUUUAUUAACGAUGAUUGGAAUAUCCCUAUGUGAAUCAUUAGAUGAAAUUAUCACCGAAGCUCAAAAAAUCGAAGAAAUACUCUAUCAGCGAAACAAACAACAACAUAGAAAUGAUAACCACGACUUAUUGCACAAUGAUAUAUCAACAACAGCAAUGUAUAACAACGAUGAUCAUCACGAGGUGCAAACAAUGUCAGCUCAUCAAACGAACCAACAAACAAAAUCAAACAACAGAGGAAAUUUUACGUCGAAUAGAAAUGGCAAUUAUAAUGUCACACCUCGACAAUCAUAUUAUUCAACACAAGGCACACGCAACCAACGCAACUUAUAUUCAUUAAAUGAGACAAAAUGUUACAUGUGUGGAAGAAAAGGACACUCCAGAAAAGACUGUCCAUAUCAAUAUAAUACUUAUCAACAACAGAAUACUUGGCAUUAUUCAAAAAACGCCGAUGGAGCGCACGAUGGACGGGACCAUGGCGCUCCAAACUAA